Molecule: messenger RNA, 2250 nt
Organism: Penicillium verhagenii
Lineage: Eukaryota; Fungi; Ascomycota; Eurotiomycetes; Eurotiales; Aspergillaceae
Exons: 3
Coding region: 1-2250 (749 amino acids)
Molecular function (GO): N,N-dimethylaniline monooxygenase activity; NADP binding; flavin adenine dinucleotide binding
Source: RefSeq, a predicted model, not a curated record
AUGCGAUCUCAAAAGGUUGCCAUUAUCGGAGCUGGACCUUCCGGUCUUGUCACUGCAAAGACACUUCUACACAACUUCCCGCCUGGCACCUUCUCACCAGUAAUUUUCGAUGGUCGCCAUGAAGUUGGCGGUCUCUGGCCAAACAGCCCAUCCAGUGCCGGGACCUUGGAUCCUACCAUGCGGACCAAUCUCAGCAGGUUCACUGUGGCUUUCUCGGAUCUCUCAUGGGAAACAGCAAUGGGCUCGUCUGAUGUCCCGAUGUUUCCACAGGCCAGGCAGGUGGGACAAUACCUUGCUGCGUACACAGAAAAAUAUAUCCCGCGCGAUGUUCUGAGACUCGGACACCGGGUCUUACGGGCCGAACGGAUAACUACCGAUUCCGCACCCCAAUGGAGGGUUCACUGGAGGAAAGAAAGUGCAAAUAUUUUGCACGAUGAGAUCGACUCGGAAGAAUUCGAUUUCCUGGUCGUGGCAUCCGGAUACUUCGCUCGUCAACACAUCCCCUCGAUCCCAGGAUUAGAAGAGCUCAAACUUGCUGGCCGAGUUGUUCAUAGCUCUGAUCUCCAAAAAGCCCAAGGGAUUCUUCAACGCGAUGGGAAUAUAUUGGUUCAGGGAAAUGUCGCUAUUGUCGGCGGCAGUAUGUCCGGUGCGGAAGCUGCUUCUGCCGUGGCGCUUCAUCAAUCGUCGUGGGCCCUUAGCAACACAUCUCCGGACAAAAAAGGGCAAAUGGUACAUCACAUCCAUUCACGCCCUUUCUGGACUCUACCAACGCAUCUACCCCACGAAAACCCAGAAGAAUCGACUAUCUCAUUUUUACCAUUGGACUUGUCAAUGUACGAUCUCGGUCGUCGGCCACCGGGUCCAAUCGAGUAUGCAUUAGGCGUCAUACCCGAAGAGAAAGCGGCAAAAACCAAUGACCAUUUCAGCUCACUCUUGGGAGCUGAAUACGAAAGGUUCGGACGCAUGCAAGGACCAAGUCCGGACCCGCGACCCCCAUGGGUGGCGAUCGGAAACAGCUAUGCGGAGUUUGUUCGAUCUGGGGCCAUAGAAGCUACAAUGGGCCGAGUAGUGUCUGUGAAUUAUAACCCCGACACAAAACUGGCUACAGUUGAAACAAUAUCUGCCAAUGGACAGUCAAAACGGCUGGACAACAUUGCAGCUGUCGUGAUGGCUACGGGGUUUACGCCAUUCGAGUCACUAUCGAUUUUACCUGCAGAUGUCUUAUCUGCUCUAGAAUAUAGCACCGAGGAUCCAUUUCUGCCACUUGUUUUGGACAAGGGUGGAACAACGCGGUCUGAAAUUCCAGACCUUGGCUUUGUGGGAUUUUACCGCGGUCCAUAUUGGGGAGUCAUGGAGAUGCAGGCUAGAUUCCUCGGCGCGGAAUGGAUUAAGGAAAAGCAAAUGCCCUUGAGAACAGAUGCUCAGAGAGAAAGCCUCCGAGUCCUAAGAGAUCCGCUUGCAAAUUCCCAGCGUGGACAGUUUCCGAUGGGAGACUAUGUAGGGUUGAUGGAGUCGUUUACCAAGGAUCUGGGAAUCAAUCGUACAACGCUGUCCAAAAAUGAUGGUCGGUCUGGCCCGGCGAUUCCUGCCCGGUAUCCUUAUAAUCACCCAUCUGUCACUCCACAAGAGACUAUGGAGAAGGAAAAUGACCGCACGCUGUGUGCAUGGGAGGUUUUUUCUCAUUCCUCUCAUAAUAGAAGUCUAGAGGCCGCCGCCUCAUUGGCCAUUUCCCGCGCUCUCCAGGGAUCUUGGUGCCUGUCUCGUGAGCGAACCACAGGGGCGAUGAAAGGGUCUGGAACCAUCACAUUUUCUCCGCAAUACCCUUCAAACCCAGCAUAUGACCGAGAGUAUGUAUGCGACGAAUACGUGGAUUCAAGCCCCACAGACAAGACACCAUCUUCACCUGGACAUUCUCGAAUCCGCUCAAUUUGGAGAUUAUCUGAAUCCGGACUUAGCAAUGGGCAGAUAGAAAUUUGGCAAGGUGGAAUUCCAGUCGAUGAAACUGGUGGAUAUCCCGAGCGAUUGGAGCUUACACCUUUUCAUUACCGGCAAGAUCUCGGGAAAAGUGUACCGGGAGAGUAUGUGAUCUAUGCUGGGGGCUCUCCGGGUUCAUUGACAGAUGGUCCUCCCAAAAAGCACAAGUACGCAUUUUAUUUCAAGGGUGUCUCAAUUGAUUAUUGGGAACGACUUGAACCGGACUCUGAAGAUGAGAGAAGAUCUGCACAAACACAAACUGUAUUUAAGAGGUAG